Nematolebias whitei (Rio pearlfish) is the source of this 2202-nucleotide messenger RNA. It is a transcript of the gene nek8, whose product is annotated as NIMA-related kinase 8. The transcript is spliced from 15 exons. Gene Ontology annotation, biological process: protein phosphorylation. The record is from RefSeq and is a predicted model, not a curated record. Gene Ontology annotation, molecular function: ATP binding; protein kinase activity. The coding region runs from base 13 to 2202 and encodes 729 amino acids. NCBI's taxonomy places the organism in Eukaryota, Metazoa, Chordata, Actinopteri, Cyprinodontiformes, Rivulidae.
CGCGCAGCAGCGAUGGAGAAGUAUGAGAAAAUCAAAGUUGUUGGAAGAGGAGCUUUCGGGAUUGUCCACCUGUGCCGCAGACGCAGCGACGGCGCUUUGGUCAUCCUGAAGGAGAUCCCGGUGGAGCAGAUGUCACGAGACGAACGCCUGGCGGCCCAGAACGAGUGUCAAGUGCUCAAACUGCUCAACCAUCCAAAUAUCAUCGAGUACUAUGAAAACUUCCUGGAAGACAAAGCCCUCAUGAUAGCGAUGGAGUACGCACCGGGUGGGACUCUGGCUGAGUACAUCCAGAAGCGCUGUAAUUCCCUCCUGGACGAGGACACCAUCCUUCACUUCUUCGUGCAGAUCUUGCUCGCUCUGUACCACGUGCACAACAAACUCAUCCUGCACCGCGACCUCAAGACGCAGAACAUUCUGCUAGACAAGAACCAGAUGAUCGUCAAAAUCGGAGACUUCGGCAUCUCCAAAAUCCUCGCCAGCAAGAGCAAAGCUUACACGGUGGUUGGGACUCCGUGCUACAUCUCCCCUGAGCUGUGUGAAGGAAAGCCGUACAACCAGAAGAGUGACAUCUGGGCUUUGGGCUGCGUGCUGUAUGAGCUGGCCAGCCUCAAGAGAGCCUUCGAAGCUGCUAAUCUACCUGCCCUCGUUCUAAAGAUCAUGAGCGGAAGCUUUGCUCCGAUCUCAGACCGGUACAGCCCGGAGCUCAGGCAGCUCGUCCUCACCAUGCUCAAUCUGGACCCGUCUAAACGGCCUCAGCUCAACGAAAUCAUGGCUUUGCCCAUCUGUAUCCGUCCUCUUCUCAACCUCUACACGGACAUAGGCAGUGUGAAAAUGCGCAGAAUUGAGAAACCUCUGUCUGCUGUCCAACCUGGUCCUCAGGGCCACCCAGGAGGGAGAGUCCCCAUCAACAGGUCUCGAGAUGGAUCAACUGGUUUGGGAUCAGGAAAGCUGGACUCCCUCCCGCUGUCCUCGGUGUACACGUGGGGAAGUGGCAUCACCGCGCCUCUUCGUCUGCCGAUGCUCAACACCGAGGUGCUCCAGGUGUCUCUCGGGCGCACCCAGAAGAUGGGAGUCACCAAGUCCGGCCGCCUGAUAACCUGGGAGGCUCCGUCGGUGGUGUCUGGUGAACCAGGUCUUCCUGGCGCGGUGGAACAGAUGCAGCCGCUGUUCGUUUCUCGCUUCCUCGAGGGUCAGUCUGGUGUCACCAUCAAGUCCGUGUCCUGUGGUGAUCUCUUCACCACCUGCAUGACAGACAGGGGCAUCGUCAUGACAUUUGGAAGUGGGAGCAACGGCUGUCUGGGACAUGGGAACUUCAACGAUGUAACACAACCUAAGAUAGUGGAGGCUCUUCUGGGCUACGAGUUGGUCCAGGUGUCCUGUGGAGCAUCCCAUGUUCUCGCUGUGACCAACGAGAAGGAAAUAUUUGCGUGGGGACGAGGAGACAACGGACGCCUUGGUUUAGGGACGCAGGACACCCACAACUGUCCGCAGCAGGUGUGUUUACCUGCAGAGUUCGAGGCCCAGAGGGUGGUGUGUGGUGUGGACUGCUCCAUGAUCAUCAGCUCUCAGGGCAGCAUCAUGGCGAGCGGAAGCAACAGAUUCAACAAGCUGGGUUUGGAUAAGAUCACAGCAAAAGACGAACCGACUCCUGCGAAUCAAGUAGAAGAAGUUCAUUCUUACAACCCGGUCCAAUCAGCCCCGCUCAGCACCGACAGGAUCGUUCACGUCGACAUCGGAACAGCCCAUUCUGUUGCCGUUACAGGAGGUGGUGAGUGUUACACUUUCGGCAGCAACCAGCACGGUCAGAAGGGCUGCAGCUCGCCGCGGAGCAGCCGCGUGCCGCACCACGUGUCUGACCUGAAGGACAUCACCGCAGCCGCCUGUGGGGACGCCUUCACGCUGGCCAUCAGAUCAGACGGGCAGGUGUAUACGUGGGGAAAGGGGGCCCGCGGCCGCCUCGGAAGGAAGGAGGAGGAAUGUGGGACGCCAAAGCCAGUACAGCUCGACGAGAGUCGCUCGAUGGCGGUGACAUCAGUGGCUUGUUGUCAUGGAAACACUCUGCUGGCAACCUGCAGUCAGAAGGAGCAGCUCCGUUCCUGCAGCUGUCUUUGUUUCCUGCAGGAGGAGGAGGAGCGGCAGCAGGAGGAGGAGGAGGAGGCGCCUCCUGAAGAAGAGCCCCGAUCGGAAGGAGGAAAGAUAUGA